This is a messenger RNA of Puma concolor (puma), 741 nucleotides long. The record is from RefSeq and is a predicted model, not a curated record. NCBI's taxonomy places the organism in Eukaryota, Metazoa, Chordata, Mammalia, Carnivora, Felidae.
AUGUGUUCCUCAGCUUUCCUUGGAAGUCCCUGUGGCUUGAAGGAGCUCUGUCUUGUUGCUGCAGGUGGUGUUUCAUUUGUUAGUGAAGACAUAGAAGGGUUAAAUCACCUUCUCUACUUAUUUUACCUGAAUUCCAGUUAUCGGUCCUGUGUGGGGACUCUGAUUGCCCCUCAGUGGGUGUUGACGGCUGCACACUGCUUCUUACCAGAUCUUUGGGUCAUCUUUCAUGAUAGUUCCGCAAAUCUUCGAGACUUUCAUGGGGAGAUUUUACCUUAUGAGAAGAUCAUUGUUCACCCAAACUUCACUGCCACCUCUCCUAAAAAUGACCUCAUGCUGAUAAAGUUGUCUGUACCUUUCACUUUCUUCUCCACCAAUAUGUUUCAGUUGCCUACUCUCAAGAAUGCAGUUAAAGAUUGCUUGAUUCACACCUGGUUACAGACUAAAGACUUUAUUGGAAAUUCACAUAGUAAGCUGCAAAGUGUCACGGCUCAAUUGAACUUUAAUGUAAACUGCAAAAAAAUACUGGGUGAAAAACUCCUUGAAGACAUGUUCUGUAUGGGACCCACGCUAGGAAGUCAGGAUCACUGCCAGGUGGUCACAGCUGCACCAGCCAUAUGUGGCGGUGAAUUACAAGGGAUUUUGUCUUGGGAAACCGGAUGUAUUCUAACAGGAUACAUUGUUGUCUUCACUGACCUACACAGCUACGUGCCAUGGAUCAAGAACAUUAUUUCUACAAAAUAA